Brachypodium distachyon (stiff brome) is the source of this 2264-nucleotide messenger RNA. RefSeq names its product phenylalanine--tRNA ligase beta subunit, cytoplasmic. Gene Ontology annotation, cellular component: phenylalanine-tRNA ligase complex; cytoplasm. Lineage: Eukaryota; Viridiplantae; Streptophyta; Magnoliopsida; Poales; Poaceae. The record is from RefSeq and is a predicted model, not a curated record. The transcript has 19 exons. Gene Ontology annotation, molecular function: ATP binding; magnesium ion binding; RNA binding. The coding region runs from base 149 to 1933 and encodes 594 amino acids. Gene Ontology annotation, biological process: phenylalanyl-tRNA aminoacylation.
CAGAACCCAAAGCCCCGGCCCCACCUGACAGUCCAAACCCCCUCUUGAGUCUUGACCCCAACCCUUCCUCCUCACCUCAUCGCCUCCGCCGCCGCCGUCGCGCUCUAGGUUUCCCGUCGCCGCAGGCAGCCCUCCUCCGCCCGCCGCUAUGCCCACGGUCAGCGUCGGCCGCGACCGCCUCUUCGCCGCCCUCGGCAGGGUCUACACUCAGGAGGAGUUCGAGGCGCUCUGCUUCGAGUUCGGCAUCGAGCUUGACGACGUGACCACGGAGAAGGCCAUCAUUCGGAAGGAGAAGCACCUGGAGGAAGAUGGUGAGGCCGAUGGGGAAGACGAGGUCAUCUACAAGAUCGAGGUUGCCGCCAAUAGAUAUGAUCUGUUAUGUCUUGAAGGAAUAGCAAGGUCACUUCGCAUUUUCAUCGGAGCUGAAGCGACCCCUCUAUUCAAAACUUCCUCAAUCCCUCGUGGUUCGAUGCUUCAGAUGCAUGUUAGACCACAGACUGCACAAAUCAGACCAUACGUGGUUUGUGCUGUCCUAAGAGGAGUAACUUUCGAUGAGGUCAGAUACAACAGCUUCAUUGAUCUUCAAGAUAAACUGCACCAAAAUAUUUGCCGGAAGAGAACUCUUGUUGCUAUCGGUACCCAUGAUUUGGACACUCUAAAGGGACCCUUCUCUUACGAGGCUCUACCACCACAGGAAAUCAAUUUUGUCCCAUUAAAGCAGGAGCAAAAGUUCAGAGCUGAUGCAUUGAUGGAUUUCUACAGAUCAGACAUGAAGUUGAAGAAAUUUUUGCAUAUAAUCGAGAAUUCUCCAGUUUACCCAGUCAUAUAUGAUAGCAACAGAACUGUAUUAUCAUUACCUCCUAUCAUUAAUGGUGCGCAUUCUGCUAUCACCCUGAAGACAAGGAAUGUGUUUAUUGAAUGUACUGCUACAGACCUCACAAAAGCAAAUAUUGUUCUGAAUACAAUGGUUGCAAUGUUCUCGGAAUACUGUGAAAAUAAGUUUGAAGUGGAACCAGUUGAAGUGGUAUCUUCUGAUGGAAGCAAAGCCAUUUACCCUGAUCUUUCAUGUUACAAGUUGGAGGUUUCGCUCUCUGAUAUCGUUGGUCCCAUUGGGAUUUCCCUAGACGAGACACAGGUUAUCUCCCUUUUGAAAAAAAUGCAGUUGCAAGCGGAACUUUGCCCAUCAAACGGGGAGCCUCGUUUUUCGGUGUCUGUCCCUCCUACGAGAAGUGACAUUUUGCAUGCCCGUGAUUUGGCGGAGGAUGUUGCUAUAGCUUAUGGGUACAACAAUGUCCCAAAAUCAAAGCCGAAGUCUAUGACAAUAGGUGGAAGGCAACCACUAAACCGUUUCUCUGAUAAAAUUCGUGCUGAGGUUACAAGAGCUGGCUAUAUGGAGGUGCUCACGUUUGUUUUGACUUCACAUGAAGAAAACUUUGACAUGCUAAACAGGACAGAUGAUGGGAACAAAGCAGUCAUUAUUGCAAACCCCCGUACUUCUGAAUUUGAGGUUGUUAGAACUAGUCUCAUGUCAUGUCUGUUAAAAACACUGAAGCAUAAUAUAGACCAUCCAAGACCCAUAAAGAUUUUUGAAGUUGGUGAUGUAGUGGCAUUGGAUGCAUCUCGUGAUGUUGGUGCCUCUAAUAAUCGCCGGCUUGCAGCUCUGUACUGUAAUAGUAAUUCUGGAUUUGAGGAAAUCAUGGGUUUGGUGGAUAGGACUGUCAAAAUUGUGAGAGCGCCACAUAUUAAUUUUGGCAAGACUUACUACGUUCCCACAAGUGAACCUGAGUUCUUUACGAAAAGGCAAUGCAAAAUUGUUAUGAGCGAUGGGAAACAGGUUGGCUACCUAGGAAUUGUCCAUCCUGAGGUGCUAAGAAAAUUUGGCAUUCCUGACCCCUGCACUUUCGUUGAGAUUGACAUCGAGGCUUUGUUGUAGUGCCAUCUACUGUGAAUCAGGGGCUGCUCCUGUUGGUUUUCUUCAGGUGAUAGUUUGACAUGCGUGGGGUAUCUCAACAGGCCUCUUAUUUGAGUUCUGACACAACAUGUGAUGGUAGCAUUUGCGCUCACAUCUUUUUGACUCGGGAAAAGGGAAGAUAUAUAGUGAUAGUAAAGAUGCCCCCCUUUUGUGUGUGUGUGUGUGACAGAAACAUCUGUUCAAGAUCAUGUUUAUCUCGUUUCCAUUGUAAUACAACAUCAUUUCUGGCACAGCUUUCUAUUAAAAAAAAGGCUAGUUAAAGUUAUAUCGUGAAGAAUUUGAUGUUGAAAAA